AUGACUAAUUUCCUAAAAGAGCAAAUGCAAAAAUACAAAGUCAUCAUUAUCACUAGUCAGAGAGCAGUAGAGUGCUUGCAGCAAUGUAUCGAAUCAAAAGACAUAGAAGAGCAUCUUAGAGACCAAAUACUCGAUAUUCCUGUUUAUACCAUUGGUCCUAGCACCCAUGAAUACUUAACAAACAUAGGUUUCAGGAAUAUCAUAGGAAAAGAGUCUGGAAAUGGUCAUAAACUAAGUAAUUUAAUCUUGAAUGAAGUCAAGGAUGAACCAAUAAUAUAUUUUACUGGAGAAAUCAGAAAGGAUAUUAUACCGAAUAAUAUGAUAAACAAUGGCAAGAACUUUUCAGAGUUCCCUGUUUAUGCCACAAGGGAAUGUGCCGAUGUUGAUGCAAUUCAAGGCCUUAGAGAAGAGAGUAGUUGGGUCAUUUUCUUCAGUAGCCAGGGAACACAAAAUAUCGUUAAUCAUAUAAAGAACAAGAACUACAAGGUAGGAGUCAUUGGUCCUACCACCAACGAAUACUUGAUUCAAAAUGGUAUUACAGCAGACUUGGUUUGUGAAGCACCUACAGCAGAUUCGCUUUUGAGACAAAUUGACCAAUAUGAGAAAAACUAA
Molecule: messenger RNA, 612 nt
Organism: Yamadazyma tenuis ATCC 10573
Lineage: Eukaryota; Fungi; Ascomycota; Pichiomycetes; Serinales; Debaryomycetaceae
Gene: HEM4
Product: uroporphyrinogen-III synthase
Biological process (GO): uroporphyrinogen III biosynthetic process
Cellular component (GO): cytosol
Molecular function (GO): uroporphyrinogen-III synthase activity
Source: RefSeq, a predicted model, not a curated record